UGAUCACGUUUAGAAACGGCGAUUAUGAAACUCUCGAAACCGACCCCGAUCUUACGGAGACAAUGAUACCUUCCUCAAGUCCCAUGGAGUCAAGACAUCGACUCUCCUUCUCCACUGAGAAGACUAGUAGGAGGAGAUUCCACAGAAUUGAAAAGGGUGUCAAGUUCUCUACUCUGAAACUUGUGUUGAUUUGUAUAAUGCUUGGAGCUCUGUUCACGAUCUACCGUUUUCGUUAUCCACCGCUACAAAUUGCCGAGAAUCCAACAAGUUUUGGUGUUACUACUGAUCCUCGCUAUCUAGCUACAGCCGAGAUCAACUGGAACCAUAUGGCAAAUCUUGUUGACAAGUACUUAUUUGGUAGAAGCGAGUAUCAAGGAAUUGGGCUUAUAAAUCUUAACAAUAUCGAGAUUGAUCGAUUCAAGGAAGUAAUCAAAUCUGACUGUGAUCAUGUAGCUUUGCAUCUAGACUAUGCUGCAAAGAACAUAACAUGGGAAUCUCUAUACCCUGAAUGGAUUGACGAAGUAGAAGAAUUCGAAGUCCCUACUUGUCCUUCUCUUCCUUUGAUUCAAGUUCCUGGCAAGCCUCGGAUCGAUCUUGUUAUUGCCAAGCUUCCAUGUGACAAAUCAGGAAAAUGGUCAAGAGAUGUGGCUCGAUUGCACUUACAACUUUCAGCAGCUCGAGUAGCGGCUUCUUCUAAAGGGCUUCAUGAUGUUCAUGUCAUUUUGGUAUCUGAUUGCUUUCCAAUCCCGAAUCUUUUUACUGGUCAAGAACUUGUUGCCCGUCAAAGAAACUUAUGGCUGUAUAAGCCUAACCUUCACCAGUUAAGACAAAAGUUACAGCUUCCUGUUGGUUCCUGUGAACUUUCUGUUCCUCUUCAAGCUAAAGAUCAUUUCUACUCCGCAAGUGAAAAGAGAGAAGCUUAUGCGACUAUCUUACACUCUGCUCAAUUUUAUGUUUGUGGGGCCAUUGCAGCUGCGCAGAGCAUUAGAAUGUCAGGCUCUACUCGCGAUCUGGUCAUACUUGUCGAUGAUUCGAUAAGUGAAUACCAUAAAAGUGGCUUGCAAGCUGCUGGAUGGAAGAUUCACAUGUUUCAAAGAAUCAGGAACCCAAAUGCUAUACCAAAUGCAUAUAACGAGUGGAACUACAGCAAGUUCCGUCUUUGGCAGUUGACAGAGUACAGCAAGAUCAUCUUCAUCGAUGCAGACAUGCUUAUCCUGAGAAACAUUGAUUUCCUCUUCGAGUUCCCUGAGAUAUCAGCAACUGGAAACAAUGCUACGCUCUUCAACUCCGGUCUAAUGGUGGUUGAGCCAUCCAAUUCGACAUUCCAGUUACUAAUGGAUAACAUCAAUGAAGUUGUGUCUUACAACGGAGGAGACCAAGGUUACCUGAAUGAGAUAUUCACAUGGUGGCACCGGAUUCCUAAACACAUGAAUUUCUUGAAGCAUUUCUGGGAAGGAGACGAACCUGAGAUUAAGAAAAUGAAGACGAGUCUGUUUGGAGCUGAUCCUCCCAUCCUCUAUGUUCUUCAUUACCUAGGUUAUAACAAACCGUGGUUAUGCUUCAGAGACUAUGAUUGCAACUGGAAUGUGGAUAUUUUUCAGGAAUUCGCAAGUGACGAAGCACAUAAAACCUGGUGGAGAGUGCAUGACGCAAUGCCUGAGAAUUUGCACAAGUUCUGUCUAUUGAGAUCGAAACAAAAGGCACAACUUGAGUGGGAUCGCAGACAAGCAGAGAAAGGGAAUUACAAAGAUGGACACUGGAAGAUAAAAAUAAAAGAUGAGAGACUUAAGACUUGUUACGAAGAUUUCUGUUUUUGGGAGAGUAUGCUUUGGCAUUGGGGUGAGACGAACUUUACCGAUAAUUCUUCCGCCACCACCGUUACACCACCGACGCAUAAAACUGCUCUGUCUUCCCUGUGAAUUCUCUUGGCUUUCGUGGCUCUGGUUUGGUACAAAAUGUGAGUUGGUUAUAGUUUUUUUUUUUUCAUUUUUUUUAAUCAGCUUGAAACCUGUAUAUCAAUGGAUCCCUGAAACAAUGUAUUAUCAUGAGGGAUAAAGGAAUGAAAGAGAAAUGAAGAAUUUACAGGAA
This is a messenger RNA of Capsella rubella, 2088 nucleotides long. Its product is annotated as putative UDP-glucuronate:xylan alpha-glucuronosyltransferase 3. Gene Ontology annotation, molecular function: glycosyltransferase activity. The transcript has 4 exons. Bases 63 to 1919 code for a protein of 618 amino acids. Gene Ontology annotation, biological process: xylan biosynthetic process. The record is from RefSeq and is a predicted model, not a curated record. NCBI's taxonomy places the organism in Eukaryota, Viridiplantae, Streptophyta, Magnoliopsida, Brassicales, Brassicaceae.